Stomoxys calcitrans (stable fly) is the source of this 867-nucleotide messenger RNA. Its product is annotated as juvenile hormone acid O-methyltransferase-like. The record is from RefSeq and is a predicted model, not a curated record. The coding region runs from base 1 to 867 and encodes 288 amino acids. Gene Ontology annotation, molecular function: S-adenosylmethionine-dependent methyltransferase activity. NCBI's taxonomy places the organism in Eukaryota, Metazoa, Arthropoda, Insecta, Diptera, Muscidae. The transcript has 3 exons.
AUGAAUACGCCCGAUAAUUAUCACAAAUCACACAAUACCCUCAAACAGGAUGUUGGAGAACUCUUCAAGAUCUUUUCAAAGGAGCUGAAAUGGCAAAGCGAAGGUGAAGAUACAUUUUGUGAUGUCGGCACUGGACCAGGUGACUUCUUCAACGAUUAUAUAUAUCCCACGAUUAGUAAGAAGUGUAAUAAAAUAGUACUCAGCGAUAUCUCAAAAGAAAUGUUGGAGUAUUGUCAAAAUAAUAUGCAACACUCGGAGAAGAUUGAAUACAAAAGAUUUGAUAUCGCUGCAGUUAAUGGCAUACCUAUCGACUUGGAAGGCCAAUUUGAUCAUUUAACUUCAAUGCUUGUCCUGCAUUGGGUUUCCGAUUAUAGAGUGGCUUUGCGAAAUACCUUAAGUUUACUGCGACCACAAGGUGGUGAUUGUAUUGUUAUUUUCUUCUCAUGCAAUAGUUUCUGUAAAGCCUGCAACAAACUCAGCAACAGCUCAAAGUGGUCCUCCUUCACUCAGGGCAGAGGUCUGUUUAUACUGCCAUUUGAGGAUUCCAAUGAUUCUAAAAAAGAUUUUCGAAAUAUGAUGUUAGACGAAGGAUUUCGUAACAUUAAUGUUGAUAAGAAGACUAUUUUGUAUGACUAUGGCAGUGCAUCGAUAAUGAGAGAGGGCUUGUUAUCCGUGUGUCGUCCUCUUGAAUUUAUACCCAAGGCAAGGCGCGAAGAAUUCCUAGAUGACUUGUUACCUCUAAUGGCGGAAAUUGCAGCUAAUAGAUUGGACAUCAAUACGGAAAAAGCAAAAAGUCUCAUAUCUGUUGAUUUGAUUGUGGCAUAUGGGCAAAGGCUGUAUAUUGAGAAUGAAGACGAUUUUUCUUAA